Messenger RNA from Closterium sp. Naga37s-1, 180 nucleotides. NCBI's taxonomy places the organism in Eukaryota, Viridiplantae, Streptophyta, Zygnematophyceae, Desmidiales, Closteriaceae. The record is from the annotation of a GenBank genome assembly.
AUGGUCCUUGCCCUCUUCCGAUCCCUGGUGGGUAUGAUGUACCACAUGGUUUAUGCAUUGGUGCUGCUCCUCUGGUUCAUGGGCAUCUCCUUCCCACAACUCACAGCAUGGAUCCGCCACCAUGCCGUGGCUGCACGGACUCACCUGAUGGAGUUGGGAAGCUUGAUCAGCUGUCAGGUG